Messenger RNA from Acanthocheilonema viteae, 699 nucleotides. The record is from the annotation of a GenBank genome assembly. NCBI's taxonomy places the organism in Eukaryota, Metazoa, Nematoda, Chromadorea, Rhabditida, Onchocercidae.
AUGGUUGCGCGCUUGUCAGCUGACUCAUCUUCCGGUCUUUCACAUGGCUCUACAAUCUAUCACAAAUUCGUGUGCAGACUCGACGUAAACGUUUUUAUGGAACCAGGAGUGCAAGACAAGUCGGCAAUGCUUCAAGAAGGCGCCCAUCUACCGUAUGCCUUUGCUUAUGACAAAGCGGAUGGUGUAAUCAUCGUGCAGCGCGGCAGUGUCGCUCGCAUUAAUGCAGCGGACGUGGAUGGCUUGCGAAUGCGAGCGGUCGAUAGCGGAGGCGAGGGGCAGGCAGAGAUAAAGAGGAAUGUGAGAGUCAACAGUACUGCUUUGUUGCUGCCGCUAGUGAUGCGGCUGCUCAGCGGAUCCUUUGCUUCUACAGAUACAUUGCGUCGCGUUGGCACUUGUUCGCUACCUUUGGAACAGUGCCAACCCGACCUGACCACUCCUUACUGUGUUCAUAUGUGUUCUACCCUUUCCGCUAGUACUGGGACUGCAGCGCAUCCGUCUCGGUUGUAUGGCAUUAUGGGUGCUACAGUGAUCAGUGCAGCAUUGGCGAUAUGCUGGCCACAAUAUGGCGGUCACUUGUAUGAUAUUGCUGCUCUGCUAAUGGACAUCCAAUUGAUGUAUUAUGAGGCCUUCUUCAUGGAUAUGGCGUUAUUGGCUGAUGGCUGUAGCUGUCACAAUACACUUCAGGUUGUUAGGCCAUGA